Molecule: messenger RNA, 990 nt
Organism: Acanthopagrus latus (yellowfin seabream)
Lineage: Eukaryota; Metazoa; Chordata; Actinopteri; Spariformes; Sparidae
Product: trace amine-associated receptor 13c-like
Exons: 2
Coding region: 1-990 (329 amino acids)
Biological process (GO): G protein-coupled receptor signaling pathway
Cellular component (GO): membrane
Molecular function (GO): trace-amine receptor activity
Source: RefSeq, a predicted model, not a curated record
AUGGAGACACUGGAAGAAACUGAACUCUGCUUUCCAAAACUCCUCAAUACAUCCUGCAGGAGGGCAAAGCGCCCACACACUGAGGCUGUGCUGAUUUAUAGUCUGCUGUCCUUCAUCUCUCUGCUUACUGCAACUCUCAACCUGCUGGUCAUCAUCUCUAUCUCCCACUUCAAGCAGCUCCACACGCCAACCAACCUCCUCCUCCUCUCUCUGGCUGUUGCAGAUUGCUCAAUGGGCCUCCUCAUGUCUUUUCAGAUCCUUCUCACAGAUGGCUGCUGGUUCCUUGGUGACCUCAUGUGUGCUUUGUUUGGUGUGUUAGACUUCAUUAUUACUUCUGCUUCAGUAGGAACCAUGGUGUUCAUAUCUGUUGACCGCUAUAUAGCUAUUUGUGACCCUCUGCAUUACUCCACUAAAAUCACUGUUAGAGUAGUUGUACUCUGUACCUGCCUUUGUUGGGUCUGCUCUGCUCUAUACAACAGUCUAAUAAUGAUGGAAAACUUAAAACAGCAAGGCAUUUAUAAUUCCUGUGCCGGAGAGUGUGUGAUUGUCGUUCACUACACUGCAGGAGUUGUUGACCUUAUCUUGACCUUUAUCGGUCCUGUCACUGUCAUCAUAGUUCUGUAUAUGAGAGUAUUUGUGGUGGCUGUGUCUCAGGCUCGUGCCAUGCGGUCCUACAUUACAGCUGUGACACUUAAGAGCUCAGAGACUGUUUAUGUCAAGAAAUCUGAGUUGAAAGCAGCCAGGACUCUUGGUGUUGUUGUAGUUGUGUUUCUGUCAUGCCAUUGUCCAUAUUACUGUUCCUCUCUCAUAGGUCAGAACACCUUGUUUAGUGUGACAUCUGUGCCUUUAGAGACGUGGCUCUUCUAUUUCAACUCUUGCCUAAACCCGGUGAUCUAUGCUUUUUGCUAUCCCUGGUUUCGAAAAUCCAUUCAGUUUAUUGUAACAUUAAAGAUACUUCAGCCUGACUCCUGUGAAGCCAACAUACUGUAG